GCAUCACCUUCAUGAGAAUAGAUUGAUGUUUACACGAGUGGUAGGAGUGCUGCAGCCAAUCAGUGGCCUGGAUUUCUCCCCGCAUUUCUUUCUGAGAGGCGAACAGCAGACAGGCAUUUGAGAUUCUAUAUAGCGGGAGAAUAUAGUGUUGGCAACGCUCUUUCAACCUCCGACAUUCCUCGACAUGCAGUUAUGAUUUUGUGGAAUUGACAACAAAGAACAGUGGAUUGGAGAAGGAUUGAGAUAUCAGUACAAAGAAACUAAGAGAGUCACCUACUCCAAGCAGUGUAGAGGGGGAAACCAACUACUGCAGCGCCAUGGCUGACCCAAUAAAGCUGGCUGACCCAAAGCUGGCUGAACUAAGAGACAGCAUGGCAGAUUUUACAGUUCAGACGGCCAAGCACUCCAACUCUCCAAUCUCCUCCACUCCCCUGCGGCCGCCCAGCGAACAGCAGUCCAAGGACCGGGCCUCCAAAAGGCUUUCCUCCGAGUCCAACGGGACCAGCGAGGGUGGGGCAGGGUCGCGGACGCCCGUGGAGAUAACCGCACUGGAGGAGUCGUUCCGGCGCUUCGCCAUCCACGGCGACACACGUGCCACAGGAAAGGACAUGCAUGGCAAGAACUGGUCCAAGCUGUGCAAGGACUGCGGCGUCAUCGACGGAAAAACUGUCACCCUCACGGACGUGGAUAUCGUCUUCACUAAAGUCAAGAAGAAAUCCUGUCGCACCAUCACGUUUGAUGAGUUCAAAGCAGCGGUGGGAGAGCUGGCCAGCAAGAGAUUCAAGGAGAAAACGGGAGAGGAGGCGGAGGGGGAGGUCUUCAGGAUGAUUGAGGGGAAGAAACCGGUCAUUAAAGGAGUCACGAGAGCGGUGGCUUCUCCCACCGUGUCUCGUCUGACGGACACGACCAAGUUCACUGGGUCACACAAGGAGCGCUUUGACGAGAGUGGCCGUGGGAAGGGGAAGGCAGGUCGCGUGGACAUGGUGGACACAUCCGGGUACGUCGCAGGAUACAAACACCUCGGGUCAUAUGAGAAGAAAGUCACCAAGCCCACCGGGCCCCCUGGAGGAGGGCCCCCUGGAGGAGGGCCCCCUGGAGCCGGGCACUCUGGAGGUGGGCCCCCUGGAGCCGGGCCCCCUGGAGCCAAACCAGUGUGAAGAAAGUAGAAAAGAAACAAACAGAAACAUAAGACCAACUACUAGGAUAAUACUUUUCUAAUGAAAGAACUCCAUGAAAGCACAACAAAAAGAUAGGAUUUCAUAUUUUCUCACCCAUCUUGUUUUCUUUUCGUGAGUGGGAUGUUUUGAGUUCCUCUCUUUUUUGUUGUGUGUGAGAACUGGAAAACUGUUUACAUCAAUUUUUACAGCUGGUACAUUCCUGACAGAUCGCAAGUUACUGCCAAAUGUUAAAAUGAAGCCACCAACCAACAAGGGAAACAACUGUUUUGCUCUGCAUUUUUUGAAACCUCUUCAUGAUGAUAGGCGUCUUCACAUAUGUAUUAUAAGCACUAUGAAUACCACCAUACCAAGAAAAACAAAUAAGAGGGAAGAAAGGGUUCGCCAAAUUAUUUAACAAGAUUGCACUUUGCUUUAGAUGGGCCAUAGCUUCUUUUCCCAUUUUUAGUUGAAGAAAUACAUCCUUAAUUUCAUACUUUUUAGUUAGUUGAAUGUCUAUUGGCUAAGUAGAUAUACUGGUAGGUUGUUAUAUUGAUCAAACCAUCUUCAAUAUCAACUUUCUGCCUUUCCUCUGGUCAAUGAAGUCUGCUGUAUGAGUCUUCAUCUACUGGCUGUCUGUUCUCCUUUAUACAUCAUCAUAGUUUACACAUAUUGACGACAACAUCGUUUGCCUUCAAUUGUUCUUAAAAUAAGUAAACCUUUUAAACAGGAUAUGUAGAAGUUCUGAGUCUUCCUGUCUUCAGCUACGUAUAUCAUAUGAAUGAUAACAUUUUAUUUUUGUUCAUUCUACUGUCAGAUAUCAAGUUUGUUAUCUAUGAGUCGUAACUUCCCUUUCUUGUGAAUCUUGCUUUUCUAAACGUUCUGUGAAGUUAUAUCGAUACUGUACCUUAUGUAUUUACAACACAAGGAGAAGAAUACUGCUAGGAUUAUUUCAUAUCCUAAGGCCACGUCUUGUCUGGUUCAUUCUGAAACCCUCAUCAAUUAUUUACACCCAACAUAUUAAACGAGAUAAUGGGUAAAUGACCCUGAAAUGAUUAUCUCUAAUCAUUCCUCUAAAUCACACACACCAAUUUGAUAAUAAUUUGAUAAUUUGAUAAUUUGAUAAGGCUCCACAGGUUGUAUUAGCUGGACCUCUGAAACUAAGAGGUGAGCUGGGUUGUUCAGGUUUGUAUUUUUCAAUAUUUAACUGAUAUGAUAUUGCCGGCAGAUUUCUAUAGUUGUAAUAUAUUGGUGGUAAGAGGGUGUAUAUUUCUAAACAUGUGGCCGCAUGGCUUCAUUUAAGACACUGACCUGCCUUUGUUUUUCUUGUCUUGCUGUAUCUUAUGCAUGAAGUAAUGGAAUGCUACUACUUUACCAUUAACAAUAUGAAACAGACGACAUAUUUCAGAGGUCUCAUUUCAACUGCUGUGUUAGUGACUCGGUUAUAGUGACUUGCUCUGCUCCUACGUUCUGGCAGAGUAGUCAGACCAAUGAAAUUAAACUAAAACAACUUCACUUUGACAGGAGGACCAAGUUGUGGUUAAAUUGUGAGUGUACAGAGACCAUAGAGAUCCUAUAAAUGACUAUGUUUAGACUAAGAAUAUCAAAAGGGGACAUUUGUGGCCAAGGAGUUGGGUGACAUUAUCAGGUGAUAUCAUUGACCGUACAUGCAGAAAAAAUCUAUAGCUUGGUGGAACCAGCCUGAUCGUUGCGUUCACUAUGAAAGAGAAUGAUGAACCAGCCUGAUCGUUGCGUUCACUAUGAAAGAGAAUGAUAAACCAGCCUGAUCGUUGCGUUCACUAUGAAAGAGAAUGAUGAACCAGCUUGAUCGCUGCGUUCACUAUGAAAGAGAAUGAUGAACCAGCCUGAUCGUUGCGUUCACUAUGAAAGAGAAUGAUGAACCAGCCUGAUCGUUGCGUUCACUAUGAAAGAGAAUGAUGAACCAGCCUGAUCGUUACGUUCACUAUGAAAGAGAAUGAUGAACCAGCUUGAUCGCUGCGUUCACUAUGAAAGAGAAUGAUGAACCAGCCUGAUCGUUACGUUCACUAUGAAAGAGAAUGAUGAACCAGCUUGAUCGCUGCGUUCACUAUGAAAGAGAAUGAUGAACCAGCUUGAUCGCUGCGUUCACUAUGAAAGAGAAUGAUGAACCAGCCUGAUCGUUGCGUUCACUAUGAAAGAGAAUGAUAAACCAGCCUGAUCGUUGCGUUCACUAUGAAAGAGAAUGAUGAACCAGCUUGAUCGCUGCGUUCACUAUGAAAGAGAAUGAUGAACCAGCCUGAUCGUUGCGUUCACUAUGAAAGAGAAUGAUGAACCAGCCUGAUCGUUGCGUUCACUAUGAAAGAGAAUGAUGAACCAGCCUGAUCGUUACGUUCACUAUGAAAGAGAAUGAUGAACCAGCUUGAUCGCUGCGUUCACUAUGAAAGAGAAUGAUGAACCAGCCUGAUCGUUACGUUCACUAUGAAAGAGAAUGAUGAACCAGCUUGAUCGCUGCGUUCACUAUGAAAGAGAAUGAUGAACCAGCUUGAUCGCUGCGUUCACUAUGAAAGAGAAUGAUGAACCAGCCUGAUCGUUGCGUUCACUAUGAAAGAGAAUGAUGAACCAGCCUGAUCGUUGCGUUCACUAUGAAAGAGAAUGAUGAACCAGCCUGAUCGUUACGUUCACUAUGAAAGAGAAUGAUGAACCAGCUUGAUCGCUGCGUUCACUAUGAAAGAGAAUGAUGAACCAGCCUGAUCGUUACGUUCACUAUGAAAGAGAAUGAUGAACCAGCCUGAUCGCUGCGUUCACUAUGAAAGAGAAUGAUGAACCAGCCUGAAUGCUGCGUUCACUAUGAAAGAGAAUGAUGAACCAGCCUGAUCGCUGUGUUCACUAUGAAAGAGAAUGAUGAACCAGCCUGAUCGCUGCGUUCACUAUGAAAGAGAAUGAUGAACCCGCCUGAUCGUUGCGUUCACUAUGAAAUAGAACCAUGAAAGAGAAAUGAUGAACCAGCAAUCAGGCUGGUUCCACCAGGCUACAAAAUCAAAUGUCAGCCAUUUGAAUUGUAUCAAAUGGAUGCAUAUCAAACUAGAAGGUUUUACAUUCUAAAUGAAAAAGACUCCUAUGCCAUAGAUACUACAGGUAGGUACAUAUGACUAGUGACUUCAUCAGUAUUGUUUGUGACCCUGGAACUCUUGUCUUUGAAGAAGUUUUAGAGAAACCUUUUUAGUGUAAACACUGUUAUCCUGACACUUUCUACGGCACACACUCAACAGAAUACAAAAGGCAGGGUAAUAUAGUACUGUGAUAUUUGAUGGACAUACUGUAUGAGGUGAAGGGGAUGAACGAAGAAGUAGACUUUUGUAGGACAUAUAUUUUUCCAGCAUAAUGACAUACUGUUGCUUUCAUACUGGCCACCCUACCUUAGCCUCUGCUGACCAAUAGGACUCAUGCGUUGAUUGAGAUCAACACCUGUUAACUAGUUGAAUCGUAAUCACUUUAGUACGAUUUGUCUUGUGUGCUUAAUGCCAAAUACUGUGCACCUUUUCGUGUGGAGAAGCAAAUCGUAUUUUUUUUUUUUUUUUAAAUAACUUGUUAAUGUACGGUUAUUGUGAUCUGGUGCAUGCUUUGUGUUUUGGUUCUUGUUCUCGAGACCUGUGUGUUCAUGAUUUGUAGCAUUGUUGAAAAUAAAAACUCCCCAUCCUGAAGAAUCAA
Oncorhynchus kisutch (coho salmon) is the source of this 4841-nucleotide messenger RNA. Its product is annotated as tubulin polymerization-promoting protein-like. NCBI's taxonomy places the organism in Eukaryota, Metazoa, Chordata, Actinopteri, Salmoniformes, Salmonidae. Gene Ontology annotation, cellular component: microtubule. Gene Ontology annotation, biological process: microtubule bundle formation; positive regulation of protein polymerization; microtubule polymerization. The transcript has 5 exons. The record is from RefSeq and is a predicted model, not a curated record. The coding region runs from base 318 to 1157 and encodes 279 amino acids. Gene Ontology annotation, molecular function: tubulin binding.